AUGGGAACAGCUAAGGGAGAUAAUGCAACAGCUCCUGAUCUGAAGGGACCAGGGCCUGUAGAGAGACAAGACUCGAUAACAUCCGUACCAUCUCCCACUCCAAGUGGAAGUGACCCAGUUCAUGAUUUACCUCCAGAAUUAUUGCAAGCUGGAUGGAGAAAAUUCUGGAGCAAAAGAGAAGGGCGGCCAUAUUUCUUCAAUAAACUGAAUAAUGAAUCUCUGUGGGAAAUGCCACAACUUGGCUUUCAUGGAAAUAUGCAUGACCCAAUGACAGAUCCUCUAGGUAUUAACACACCAGAAGGUCAUGCUCCAUUACCAGCUAUUUCCAAAUUUAUUUACAAGGCUAAGAGUUUUACUAUAAAUUUUUGCAAUAUUUUCUAUGAAUUUGUUUUGUUUUGCAGCCCCUUUUGGAAUUUUGAAAUCCCAACCAACUGUGUAAUUAAUGAAAGAGCACCAGUAAAUAUCCCAGGACCUUAUCCUGAUAUAGAACAGCUUCGAGCUCAACUUGUUACUAAAUUACGCCAGAAUUAUAAUGAACUUUGUUAUUCUAGAGAAGGUAUUGAAGCACCAAGAGAAUCAUUCAACCGCUGGUUACUAGAAAGAAAUGUAAUAGAUAAAGGAACAGAUCCUAUGCUUCCGUCUCAAUGUAUACCUGAAGUAUCUCAGUCUAUGUACCGUGAAAUUAUGAACGAUAUACCAGUCAAAUUAGUCAAACCAAAAUACUCUGGAGAUGCUCGGAAACAGUUAUUUAGAUAUGCAGAGGCUGCCAAAAAGAUGAUAGAGUCUAGGGGUGUAGCUUCUGAAAGCAGAAAAAUAGUCAAAUGGAAUGUGGAAGAUACUUUUACAUGGUUAAGAAGACAGCAGAAUGCUUCUUAUGAAGAUUAUUUGGAAAGAUUAGCACAUUUAAAACGACAAUGUCAACCCCAUUUAACAGAAGCAGCCAAAACAUCAGUAGAAGGUAUCUGUAAAAAGAUAUAUAACCAGUCAUAUGAGAUUGUUAAAAAGCUCUCGGAGCGACAUUGGGAGAUUUUAAAAGAAAACAACAUCAAUAAAAUGGACCCAUUACCAGAACCAACUACACCAAGAAAAGUUUUAUGUUAUUCAAUUCAAGUAUCUGUCCCAACUCCACGACCAGUUUUAGUUGAACAUGCAACAGAGAAUGAUAUUACUUCCUUACGAUAUAAAUCAGAAACAGUCAAAAUAAACAGUUCACAUUUUCAUAAAUUGGAACAAUUAUAUAAAUUAAAUUGUCGAGACGAUCCCAGAUUUGACCAUUUUUUAUGUCGAGUGUGGUGUUUAUUACGAAGAUAUCAGACAUAUUUUGGUAUUCAUACUAAUGAAGGAUUUGGUUUACAAGGAGCCUUACCUGUAACUGUGUUUGAAUGCCUUCAUCGUGUAUUUGGGGUCACAUUUGAAUGUUUUGCCUCACCAUUGAAUUGUUAUUUUCGACAAUUCUGUUCAGCCUUUACUGAUACUGAUGGUUAUUUUGGUUCUAGAGGUGAUAUAUUAAAUUUCUUCCCUAAAAGUGGUUCAUUUGAAGCCAACCCACCAUUCUGUGAAGAAUUGAUGGAAGCAAUGGUGGAUCAUUUUGAGAAUUUAUUACAUGAAUCAAAUGAACCGUUAUCAUUUAUAGUAUUUAUACCAGAAUGGAGAGAUCCCCCUACAGAGGCUUUAAUGAGAUUAGAAUCCAGCAGGUUUAAGAAAAAACAGAUAACCUUUCCAGCAUAUGAACAUGAAUAUAGAAAUGGAUUUCAACAUAUCUGUCCAAAAAAUGAUAUGAGUGUGAAGUCUCUACAUGGAACAGUUGCUAUCUUCUUACAAAAUGAUGCUGGUUUCUCUAAAUGGGGUCCUACCCCAGAAAGAAUUAAAGAAUUAUUGUUAUCAUCUAAACCAAGAGAUACCGUAUCUUAA
This is a messenger RNA of Lottia gigantea (owl limpet), 1911 nucleotides long. RefSeq lists its product as hypothetical. Gene Ontology annotation, molecular function: RNA polymerase II C-terminal domain binding; mRNA (2'-O-methyladenosine-N6-)-methyltransferase activity. The transcript has 13 exons. Gene Ontology annotation, cellular component: nucleus. The coding region runs from base 1 to 1911 and encodes 636 amino acids. The record is from RefSeq and is a predicted model, not a curated record. NCBI's taxonomy places the organism in Eukaryota, Metazoa, Mollusca, Gastropoda, Lottiidae.